Ananas comosus (pineapple) is the source of this 3247-nucleotide messenger RNA. RefSeq names its product glutamate receptor 3.5-like. Gene Ontology annotation, cellular component: plasma membrane. Gene Ontology annotation, molecular function: glutamate-gated receptor activity. Bases 183 to 2957 code for a protein of 924 amino acids. The record is from RefSeq and is a predicted model, not a curated record. The transcript is spliced from 6 exons. NCBI's taxonomy places the organism in Eukaryota, Viridiplantae, Streptophyta, Magnoliopsida, Poales, Bromeliaceae.
AUAGCCUCAAUUAUUUAUGUACCUGCUCCAACCUUGCUCCACACACACACUCUCUAUCUCCCUAGUCCCAGAUAUGAAUUAUCUCUCUCUCAAAAGAUUCCCCUGUAGAAACCAUUAAGAAACACACCAAUCAAAUCCAAAUCCAAACACAAAUCCAAAUCAAACUCACCAAGGAAGUUGAAAUGGAUUGCUCGUCGCUGUCGCUGUUUUGGGUAAUGCUCACGACCUGUUUGUUGUUGGGCCUCACCGGGGGGGCGGCGGCGGCGGCGCGGAGCGUGAGCGUGAGCGUGGGGGCGCUCUUCACCUUCAACUCGACGAUCGGGCGCGCGGCGCGCCUCGCCAUCGAGCUCGCCGCCGAGGACGUGAAUGCGGACCCGAGCGUGCUCAACGGGACGAGAAUGGCCGUGCUCACCCAGGACACCAAUUGCAGCGGCUUCCUCGGAACCGUUGAAGCCUUGCAGCUAAUGGAGAAAGAUGUGGUUGCUGUCAUUGGCCCGCAAUCCUCCGGUAUAGGUCAUGUCAUCUCUCACGUUGUUAACGAGCUACACGUUCCUCUCUUGUCAUUUGCCGCCACCGAUCCAACUCUCUCCUCUCUUGAAUAUCCUUACUUUAUUAGAACCACACAUAGUGACUAUUUCCAAAUGAAGGCAAUCGCUGACAUGAUCGACUAUUUUCAGUGGCGAGAGAUCACUGCAAUUUUUGUCGAUGAUGAUUACGGGCGAGGAGGGAUAUCGGCUCUAGGCGAUGCACUCGCGGAAAAACGGGCGAAAAUUUCAUAUAAAGCUGCUUUCCCUCCUAAUGCAGAUGCUGAUGCCAUCAAUGACUUGCUUCUACAAGUGAACUUGAUGGAAUCUCGGAUUUAUGUUGUGCAUGUGAAUCCCGACUCGGGCUUGACAAUUUUUUCACAGGCUAAGAGACUCAGGAUGAUGGAGGCUGGUUAUGUGUGGAUGGCAACUGAUUGGCUUGCUUCAGUUCUUGAUUCUUCUGGCUUGGCUGAUCCUAAUACUAUGAGUCUUAUACAGGGAUCAAUUGUUCUUAGGCAUCAUAUACCGGAUUCUAAUCUCAAGACAAAGUUUCUGUCUAGGUGGAAUGAUAAAAUUGGUAAUUCGAGUGCCAGUUCGAGCUUGAAUUCAUACGGUUUGUACGCUUACGAUUCAGUUUGGGUUGUUGCUCGUGCUGUCGAUCAAUUGCUAAAUAAGGGACAGGAAUUCAAUUUCUCUAGUGAUCCAAGAUUGCAUGAUACAAAUGAAAGCACUUUGCACUUAGCAUCCCUCAAAAUUUUCAAUGAUGGCCAGAAUUUACUUAACCAGUUGUUGCUCACAAACUUUACGGGCAUAACUGGUCAAGUUCAAUUCGACUCGGACAGGAAUUUAAUACACCCGGCUUACGAUAUCUUAAAUAUUGGUGGAACAGGUUCGCAGGUUAUAGGCUAUUGGUCUAAUUACUCUGGUCUCUCAGUUGUUCCUCCUGAAAUUUUGUCUGAGAAGCCACCAAAUACUACAAGUAGCCAACAACUCUACAGUGUCAUCUGGCCCGGUGAAACUCCGACGAAGCCUCGUGGUUGGGUUUUUCCGAAUAAUGGCAAGGCUUUGAGGAUUGGAGUUCCGAAUAAAGUAAGCUUUAAUGAAUUUGUGUCGAAAAGUUCUGGUCCUGAUAAUGUGACUGGAUAUUGCAUCGAUGUAUUUAAUGCUGCGAUUAAGUUGUUACCAUACCCGGUUCCUUGCUCAUUCAUAUUGAUUGGAAAUGGUAAGGAGAAUCCGAACAAUGAUGAUAUCAUAAGCAUGGUCGCUCAAAACGAGCUAGAUGCAGCAGUAGGUGACAUUGCCAUCGCGAGAAACAGAACAAAGAUUGUAGAUUUCACACAGCCUUAUACUGAGUCGGGCCUUGUAAUAGUGGCACCUGUGAAGCAAAGUAGCUCCAGUGCAUGGGCUUUUCUGAAGCCCUUCACUAUACAGAUGUGGUGUGUAACAGGAGCUUUCUUUAUUGGUGUUGGGGUGGUUGUUUGGAUUCUGGAGCACCGCAAAAACCCGGAGUUUCGAGGAUCACCGAGACAGCAACUUGUGACACUAUGCUGGUUCAGUUUCUCAACAAUGUUUUCUGCACAAAGAGAGAACACAGUGAGCACCCUUGGACGGUUUGUGCUAAUCGUAUGGUUAUUUGUAGUACUAAUAAUCAAUUCAAGCUACACCGCCAGCCUCACCUCCAUCCUUACGGUUCAACAACUUUCUUCGGGAAUUAAAGGACUUGAUAGCUUGAUAUCGAGCUCAGAGCCAAUUGGUUAUCAGGUCGGGAAAUUUACGCGGAAUUAUAUGAUAGAAGAGCUGAACAUAGCUGAGUCCAGGCUCAUACCUUUAAAUACAAUAGACGAAUACGCAAGAGCUCUUGAGCUCGGGCCCAAAAAUGGAGGUGUCGCAGCAAUAGUAGAUGAAUCUCCUUAUGUUGACAUCUUUUUGUCAGUAUACUGCAACUUCGGGAUUGUGGGGCAGGAGUUUACCAGGGAGGGAUGGGGAUUUGCCUUCCAAAAGGACUCUCCUCUAGCAGUGGACCUCUCAACCAUGAUUCUCACACUAUCAGAAAAUGGCGAGCUCCAAAGGAUCCACGACAAAUGGCUUGUACGUAAAGGAUGCAACAGCGACAACACCGACAUAGAAUCGAACCGGCUUAGCCUUAAGAGCUUCUGGGGUCUCUUUCUCAUAUGCGGUCUUAUAUGUGUCCUUUCUCUUAUCAUAUUCUUCAUAAGAAUCUGUUGGCAAUAUAGCCAAUACAGCAGUACUGCAGAGCCUGGAAACUCCGCUGGAACUCCAAAUGGCGAAACACUACCGAGGAGGAUGAGUAAUUUAAAAAGCUUUAAGGAUUUGAUUCAGUUCGUCGAUAAGAAGGAGGAGGAGGUCAAGAAAGCUAUUAAGAGCAGAUUGAGUGAUAAAGAAUCUCAGAGUUCACGAGUGUCCAUUGGAUAGCUGAUUUGAUGUGCGUCAGGAGGCUAUUUUGGAUUGGAAGAUACGAAAUUUCUUUUCCUUUUUCUAAAAUAAUUUUCACUCUUAUAUCGCUUCAGAAAAUGACAUGUAGCAGUUCGUAUCUUUGAAAUAGCAACGCAACUUCCCCAAGAUUUAUAGUAAUAUCAUCUGAAAUUCUGUAUAUUCUGCAGUUUUUCUGUUCCUUUGUGCUGCAAUGUAUGUUCAAAUGAAAUGCGUGUUGAGUUGUAUACUUUGAAUAAGGGUGAAAUGAAAGAGGCAUCUCUCUUUCUCUC